Messenger RNA from Amphibalanus amphitrite, 2140 nucleotides. Its product is annotated as innexin shaking-B-like. The transcript is spliced from 4 exons. The record is from RefSeq and is a predicted model, not a curated record. Bases 310 to 1620 code for a protein of 436 amino acids. Gene Ontology annotation, biological process: phototransduction. Gene Ontology annotation, molecular function: gap junction channel activity. NCBI's taxonomy places the organism in Eukaryota, Metazoa, Arthropoda, Thecostraca, Balanomorpha, Balanidae. Gene Ontology annotation, cellular component: gap junction; plasma membrane.
GGUCGUUGUCGGUGGCACGGUGCCCAGGACGGGUGCCAGAUCUUCAGCGGCCCCAUGAAUCGGCUCCUCAGUCGGUAGCCAGAGAGUGAAACGUCGCCCCGCGGAGGUGCAGCUGCCGAACGCUGUGCCCUGGACUGUGCCGCUGAGACCGUGCGUGUCUUCGUUGACCGGUUGUGAGUUGUGUGGCAGUGCCAGACGGAGGUGCGAAGUCGGUCCGCGGUUUGGAUAGCGACAGGAGUGCGGGUCAGUGAGCAUUAGAGCAGCUGUUUGUGACCAAAAGGAAGAGACAGAAGACACCAAUCACCAACCAUGGCCAUCACCAGCCUCAUGGGAGACGUCGCGAUGACCAUCAAGGGCAAAAUGCCCGGUCAGGUCAACAUUGACAACAAGGUGUUCCAGCUCCACUACCGACUCACCACCUUCCUCUUUCUCGGAUUCUCCAUUCUGUCGACGACAACGAGUCUAAUUGGCCACCCGAUAAACUGCUUCUGCCGCGACUGCGAGGAGAAGGGCAUCAGCAAGGAGGUGAUCAACACCCACUGCUGGAUUACCGGCACCUACACGCUGCCCAACAAGAGCGCCGUCACCAUGCGCAAAAUCGGCUUCGAGAGCCAUUUCUACGGCCUGGGCACUCAGGAACCAAACGAGUACCGCAAGUACCACCUGUACUAUCAGUGGGUGCCGUUUGUGUUAUUCAUACAGGGCGUGCUGUUCUACCUGCCACACUGGAUGUGGGAAAUCAACGAGGACGGUAGGGUGCACGCGCUGGUUCACGACAUGCGCCUGCCUAACAUGGACAAAGACACGCUCAAGAAGAAGAUUGGCAAUCUGAGCAUGUACGUCAACGAAACACUCGGAUCCUACGAUGGCUACUACUUACGCUUCCUCUUGUGCGAUUUUCUGAACAUUGUCAACGUGUUCGCCAACAUGUUCCUUAUCGACCACUUCAUCAACCACGAGUUCUUGACCUACGGCCCGCGCUGUGUUCGCUACUUCCAAGACCCGAGCAAGGUGGACGUCAGCCCCCUGACCUUCACCUUCCCGAAGCUGACCAAGUGUGAGUUCCAGCUGUACGGCGUGUCCGGCACCGUGCAGAACUUGGACGCCCUCUGCGUGCUGGCGCUCAACAUCCUCAACGAGAAGGUGUACCUCUUCCUAUGGUUCUGGCUGGUCAUCCUCAGCUGCAUCACCUGCGUCGUCUUCUUCUUCCGCACGUCACUCAUGUUCGUGAAGCGAUUCCGCGUGCCUCUCUUCCAGCGGCGCGCUCACACACUACGAUCACAGGACAUCAAGGACGUGGUCCGCAACAUCAAGGUCGGCGACUUCUUCUUCCUUAGUCUGUUGGCUAAGAACCUGGACAUCACGGCUUUCCGGAUGUUCCUGGCGCAUCUGGCGCGGGCGAUGAGGAAGCAGGGUGGUUUGGGCCCGGCUGCCAGGAGCGCUCAGAAUCGGCGGCCGCCCACUGGUGGUCACACUGGUCAGAGUCAGCAUCAGGAGGGUCACGGGACCAGACAGAGCGCUCGUGAUGGCGAGGCAGAACCUCUGGCCCCGAAAGAACCGGCGGGAAACAGCACCGUCAGUACUGCGGAGAUCGUGGCUUACCACUUGAAUGACGUUUAAAUGAUCAUUAAAUGACUGAGUGAGUAAUUGAAUGAGUGGAUGGUAAGUGAGUGAGUGAGCGAGUGGGCGAGUGAGUGAAUGAGUGGGUGAAUGGGUGAGUGAGUGCGUGACUGCGUGAGCAAGCAUUUUCUAAGUAAAAAAGAACAACGAACAGAAGAAGGAAGGAAAUGAUAUGCCGGCGAAUGAAAGAUGAAUGGUUUUGCCCACGCUCGAGCAUUUUACAGUACCUAUACACAAAAUUUUGGAGGUGAAUGAGAAUGAGAUUUUUACAGGUUGGAAUUUGGAAGGUCAUUUCGGAAGCUUGAAUUACCGAAUAUAUAGGUGUAAGUAAGUGAAAAAUGAAAGUGUGUUAAAAGAAUGAAAGAUGGUCGCGCUUAUUCUAAUGCCCUGUGCAUUCUGAUGUGAUUUCAGUUAAGCUCCCUCAAGCGCCUUGCAACACUGUGCUUUUCAUUUCAUUGCCGAGUAUGACAAGUCAGCAUAAAUCUAUCAUUUUUAGGAGCACAAUGCACAUGUACAAUGU